Molecule: messenger RNA, 6224 nt
Organism: Pristis pectinata (smalltooth sawfish)
Lineage: Eukaryota; Metazoa; Chordata; Chondrichthyes; Rhinopristiformes; Pristidae
Gene: gde1
Product: glycerophosphodiester phosphodiesterase 1
Exons: 7
Coding region: 432-1091 (219 amino acids)
Biological process (GO): lipid metabolic process
Molecular function (GO): phosphoric diester hydrolase activity
Source: RefSeq, a predicted model, not a curated record
CCAGCCGGUCCCCCCGGAGGUCGCCCAGAAGGUGCUGCGCCCGAACGGAAGCUAUUCCGUGAUCGCUCAUCGCGGUGCGGGCUAUGAUGCUCCCGAAAACACACUAGCUGCCAUCAGAAAGCCAAGCCAAUUUUGUUUACCAAGUCUUCGUGGAUCCCAUGUGCCUUGACCUUCUGGAUCAGCCUCUCGCGACGGACCUUGCUGAAAGCUUUACUAAAGUCCAUGUGGACAACAUCCACUGCUCUACCCUCAUCAAUCAUCUUCAUCACCUACUCAAAAAAAACUCAAUCAAGUUGUAAGACGUGAGCUCCCCUGCACAAAGCCAUGCUGAUUAUCCCUAAUAAGUUGAUGCUUUCCCAGAUGCUGCUGAAAAUAAUGCUACUGGUGUGGAGUUGGAUAUCGAGUUCACUUCAGAUGGUAUCCCUAUUCUGAUGCACGAUCGUACUGUGGACCGCACAACUGAUGGUACCGGUUCUCUUGAUCACUUAACUUUUGAAGAGGUCCGGAAACUUAACCCAGCAGCCAAGCACAGACUGCACAAAAGUUUUCUGGGUGAGAAAAUCCCAACAUUGAAGGAAGCUAUCUCAGAAAUUCUCAAAACCAAUAUGACAAUUUACUUUGAUGUCAAAGGUCAUGCAGUUCAGGCCUCUGCUGCCUUGAAAGGGAUGUACAAAGAAUACCCUGAACUGUACAACAGGAGCAUUGUGUGUUCAUUUGAACCUUUGGUCAUUUUCAAGAUGAGGCAGGCUGACCAGAAUGUAGUGACUGCUCUCACCCAUAGACCCUGGAGUCUGAGUUACCAUGGGAAUGGGAAACCAAAAUAUGAUGGCUACAAGCAAUACCUGUACAUGUUGCUGGAUAUUAUUUUGGACUGGUCCCACCAUGCUUUCUUGUGGAAAUUGCUAGGUAUUUCUGCCUUUUUAAUGCAGAAGAAUUUCAUAUCAUUGAACUACAUGCAGUUUUGGGCUGAAAGAGGGGUUGAAGUGGUUGCCUGGACUGUAAAUUAUGCAGAUGAAAAACGAUACUUUGAACAUAUCCUCCACUGUAUUUACAUUACUGAUAGCCUUGUCGAACAAUGUUCACCUCCCUGAGACUUUGGUAUAGAUUUAAUGGCUGAAAUGCACCAAGGUGUUCUAUGUUAAACAGGCUUAUUAGUCUCUUCAUUUUAUUUGUACUUUGAUAUUGAGAAGGCUGAGUUUUGUGUUUGAUAAAAGUUCCUUAAUAAUGUGUCAAUUAUACAGUCAAAUGAACAUGAUGUUGACCUUAAAUAAGUGCAGCAAUACACUAAACUUGAUAUGGAAUCAAAAGGAAUUUUGACAGAUAAGGGAAUUGAAUAGUCAUUUGUGGUAAAUUAUAUGGUUAUGGGGGGGGGAUAAAAAAAACAAAAACAGGAGUGACUAUUACAUUGCAAAGAGCUGGCAUGGACUUCAGGGCCAAUCAGAUGCCUGCUCAGUCACAAUGAUUUUGAUUUCAAUGCACAUAAAUUUUGUGGGGGAAUGCAUUCUGGACAAUAGACAGUUUGUGAAUUUUUUUAAAAGACAUGUCUUUUGUAAUGCUGCAAAUGAUAAGCACAUGUAAACUAAAUUCACAGGAAUUGAAGUUUUUGUUUAACUAUGCUCCUUUCGGUGUUGAAACUCUGCCCAAAUUUGACUUACUGGAUUCUUCUCCUUUUCAGGAUUAAGCUGUUCUAUUACACUACAUUUUCAGACUCUGCUCCUGUGAUUCUGCUCUGCUACACAGUUGUUAAGGUAAUCAUUUGUAACUUGCAGUGGAUCCCCAUUAAACCUGCUGCUGGUUUUUCAACUUUUUGCUGUGACAGAGUUCUAGGCACUGUCACUAAACUCAAUUUCUCUUUUACCGAAUUCUGGGUUUUAAAGUGACAUGUGCCAUCGUCACUACUUUCUGUGGAAAAACACUUUCUCUACUGGGACACUUUGAUACCAGUAUUUGGCUGUUCCUGAGCCUUCAGUAUUCUGUUCCUCUGCCAGUAGUUUUUUCCCCACUCUGCUGAGAUAAAUAUGACCUAAGGGCAGCACAGUGGGGCAGGUAAUAGAGUUGCUGCCUCACAACACCAGAAACCUUUGUUCAAUCCAUUUCCUUGGACGCUUGUACAUGGAGUUUGCAUGUUGUCUCUGUGACUGCAUGGGUUUCCACUGGGUGUUCCAAUUUCCUUUCACAUCCCAAAGAUAUGCAUGUUGGUAAAUUAAUUGACCACCGUAAAUUGCCCCUAGUUGUGUAGGUGAAUGAUUGAACUGGGGGGAAGUCAAUGAAAAUAAAAACAAAAAUGGGAUAAGUGUAGAUGGGUGAUUGAUCAGUGCUGACCCAGUGGGGAAAGGGGCCUUUUUCCACUGUGUACUGUAUGUCUCUGUGAUUUUCUGACAGUUUCUGUAGCCCUUUUGGAUUCUGCUCCCCUGCUAUUGUUUUCCUCAUGCUUCCCAACAUUAUUGAUUCAUUCCUCUGGUAGAAUAUUGGAUUUACUUUUGUGCCCUACUAAUCAACCAGGCCGUUUACUCAUGGCAUUCUUGACCACAAUGAAGUACUCAUGGAUCGUUGACUUCCCACGUUUCAUUAAUUCGUAGCAAAGUGCUGAUGCUGCUCUGUCAGCUCUUGAGCUCACUUGUUCUCCAUGUCUAUGUCUCAAUAUGGAUACUGCAGACCCCUUUGGGUUCUGCCAACAGAGAGAAAAUUACCAAUCUCUUUAGUACAUUAUUCACUUGUGAACAAGCUUCUUGCCAUCCACAGCCUUUGUUUUUAAUUGUAUUGUCAUCAGUUUUGAAAUUUAUCUCGUCACAACACCUGUUUAUUACUGCAGCCUUUCCAACUAUACUUUGCAUCACUUGACCUGUAGUACCAAUGAGGUAUAUAUCAUGGAAUAUCUCUCCAUUACUCUACGAGCAUCUUCUUUGAACACCUCUUUCUGUUCCUCUGUGCUCUCUGUUUUGUUUUCUAUUGUCCAUCCAUCCUUCUCAUCCAGAUUAUGCCUUUACUGCUUCUGUUGUGAACAAAUCCUUAUUCUCUGAUUUCAACCUCCAUUUUGUCACUUCGCUGCUUCCCUGCACUCCUUUAAUCUCCCUUGCUGAAAACUCCUAUGCAUUCCCAUGGUAACCAUAUUUGGCUCACCCAUCUUGUGAAGAAUCUCUGUUCCCAUCAUCUCAAUCACAGGCAAGACCCCUCCCAUCUCCCCCCUCCUCCCCCCCCCCCCCCCCCCCAAUCCCUGCUGUGUCUUUUCCAAACCAUUGGCCUCCUCCUGGGGGGGGGGGGGGGUGGAAGGAAAGCGGUGGGCUAACUUGUCCAGCAAGUCACUUAAUAAUGUUUUCAAACUCCUGUGCUGUGUAGUUAACUGCUUCUGCUGCAUGCCCUCCUUCCACAUAGCCAUCAAACAGACCUGUUCCUCCUCUUUUGAAGUCUUGAACUGCAUUGUCCUUUAGUUUUCCUCCCGUCUGUUGCAUCUCAAAGCCCCACACAUUCACGAAACCCAGCUCCUGUUCUCAGCUUUGUUCGUGUUUGUCUGUUUAAGCUGGUUUGUGCUAUUUGACAACUUAACCUGUUAUCUCUUGGAUUCUCAGUCAUCCCUUUUCAAAAAUAACAACCACCCUGUGAUCCAUUUGUUCUUGCAAACUAUCACCCUGCCUCCACCAAUCCUUUCCUGACUUCUGCAAGCUCUCAUGUAGGGUGGCUGCUUGUGGAUUACAUUGUCCAAUAAAUAAGAUGGUCUUUCCCCUGCUCUGCCCUUAACCAUCCCAUAAUCGGAUUAUUUUCCAGCUCCACCAUACUUGCCUCAUAUCCCCCAAGGAAUUGUAUUUGAUUUUAUCUUAUUUUCUUCUCUACCUGCUGCCUUGAUGCAGUUAUCAGAAGAUCUGAUACCAGGCUGCUGAUGGCAUCAAACACCACUUCUUGUGCCCUUCUCCUUUUACUGUUACCUUGAUUGUCUGACAUCUGUUCUAAAUGAAUCUCAGUUACAGUAAGCAUUAGGAAAGUUGAGACAAUGGUCCUAGGCUCUGGAAUGCUACCCCCAAACAAGUACAAUUCUCCUUUAUAAUCCUCACUUGAAAUCUAUUUUGAACCUCUCCAAAUAUUGUUCAUUUUUACCUGAUUAGGGGUUAAAUACCUUCCUACAUUUAAAGGUGCUAUAUAAAUUCAAGCUGCUGUUGCUAAAUAUAAUGAAGUAAUUUGCAUGUCUAAAAGAAAGCAGAAUUGGUGAACACUGAAACCUUGUGGAGCUUUAACUAUGCUCAAGUUCAGUUAUUAAGCAAAAGAUUACAGAAGUAUGUUAAAACAAUACCAAGCAUUGGUAUGUCUUUGGGGGGGAGAAGUGCACAGUUCAAUAACAAUGUUAAAACAUAAAGGCAGCUUUAUAGUUUGUGUGCCUGAGUCAAGAACCUGCUAUGCUGAGUCUUUACUAAAAUUUUAUUUUCCUCCAGUAUCUUAGAAUAUUUGGGAAAAGUGGUCCUAAGUAAAUUACUGUUUCCAAUUUCUAACAAUAAUGUGGAAAAGAAUUCACUUCCUCAAGUAGACCGGAAUGAAGACUAAAUCAUUCAUAUUGAUCAUUGGUUAAUAGAUGUUAUCCAAGUUCUAUUAUUUAUACCUGGAGCCUGAAAUGAAAAGAUUUUACCCUCCAGACCAGGUAAAAACAAGGCUGGGGGUCCUUUAUGAUGCAUUGUUAGGAUCUACCACCCCCAUCCUUGCUUUAAUUGCACUGCUUGCCAUUUUAAAUGGUGAUUGCUAACAUUGAUUUCAUGCUGAACUGAAGGAGGUAAACAUUUCCAUAAUUAAUGUAAGUUUUGUCUUUUACAUUAGUGGGAAUUUGAUUGAAUUUUAACAAUUCCCUGCUGAGGGAAAGUUAUAGCUUUUCUACUAGAUGAAGUGUUAGCAGAUAUAGAUUAGGAUAAAGAUCAACCUGAACAGGAAUUCUGAAUUUCACAAGACACAUCACUGCAUUCUCUGCCUGCCAUUUCAGCAGUCCAUUUUGGAUGGGAAGCUGGUUGGUAGUGUGCAGAUGAGACCUGGGAGUUACAAUACUCCCUCCAUAGUUUCCCCAACCACAUCAAACUUGUGCCAGCAAAUGGGAAUUAAAAUCUAUUCUAUUCUUUUGUUUUUUUUUAUCAUCAUUUAGCUCUUUUUAUUUAAAAAAUGUCCUAGGUCUAUUCGAUAUCAUUUUUAGAAAACAACUUGUUAUGUUACUCAAUUAUGUGAUCGAAAGGGACAGUGAAUAUUUGCAUUGAAAUGAAUGGCCAGUUUUUAAAAAAUAUUUAAUUUGUUGCAGUAAAAUUGCUCAAUUGUCCUUGCUUGUAUGCCAAAUUCUUAAAUAAUUUUUCAUGUCCAAAUACUCCUGUAUCUUUUUUAAAAAAAAUUCAAAGUGGGAAUACUCAAAUGAUAUCAGGCAACUCGCAGGCACACUUACUUCAAAGUAUUUCUUUUGUUCCUCAAAUUCUGGAAACAUUAUUCCAAGCCCUUAUCACUAAUCUUCUAAUAAUGUUUGUUGAGUUUAAUUGAACUGUGUCAAUGGUUACUAAAUAAGCUUUAAAGUUGUGGGUUAGUACUAGCUGAGUUAUCCAUUCUGUUUCGUAGUGAAGAAGACUGCUAAUACACACUGAUGUUUGCUGAUCUGUAAAUGUUCUACCUCUGGAGAAAUAGUGCAAGUUCCUCUUGCAACUCAUUUGUAUUUACUUUGAUAGCAAACAUAGUGUAUUAGAUAAUCAAUUAUUAUCUGUAAAAAAAACUACUUAUUGUGGCUGUCCCAUUUUGUUAUUGCCAAUCUUGAUGUGAUGUUAAUCAUGGGGAAAGAGAAAUCUGAACUUGUGAGUGACAAAGCUAUUCUCAGGGUUGCAUUUUAAAUCAAUUUUUAUAAGUGCUAAUUUUAAAUACAUCACUGCUUACUGUAUUAAUAAAUAUUGGUAUGCAAACAGUUUUUAGUUCAAACUUAAACAAGACAAUGUGUGUUAAACUGGCUGUUUAAUCUGCUACUUUGCAGAAUAUCCAAUGACAUGUUUCUCAUGGUUUUUGUUUCAAUAAAUGAAGUUUUACCUGAAUAUCUAUUAACUGAGGAAAUUGCUUAUCUGACAACGUGUUCAAGAUAAUGUACUGAAGCAUAUUAAAGGAGAGAACAUACUGAAUAUGCCAAAUGUACUGGUUCUUGUAGCAUGUUUGCUAUGAACAAGAUAUUCCAGAAAUGUCAUUUAAGUUUAACUUGCUGAUUAGUGAGCUCAAAUAAAAUAAUAAGUCAA